GCAACACUAAAACAGUGAGCCAUCGCCCUGUUAACUGUGUCAUGGCGGUUUGACUAUUUGAUGGUUUUUUUGCAAUAACUUAAAGUUAAUGUGCUUUUUAGCAGUGUAAUCUUUCAUUUUUAGUGUUCGAAAUUAUAAAAUUCAAAAUAUUCAAUAAUGCGCGAAUACAAAAUAGUCGUACUAGGUAGCGGAGGCGUGGGAAAAUCCGCCUUGACAGUACAAUUCGUACAAGGCAUCUUCGUGGAGAAAUACGACCCCACCAUAGAAGACAGCUAUCGAAAACAAGUGGAAGUCGACGGGCAACAAUGUAUGCUCGAAAUUCUGGAUACGGCCGGCACAGAACAGUUCACGGCGAUGAGAGAUCUGUACAUGAAGAACGGGCAGGGUUUCGUACUGGUGUACUCGAUCACGGCGCAGUCGACGUUCAACGACCUGCAGGACCUGCGGGAGCAGAUCCUGCGAGUGAAAGAUAAGGACGACGUGCCCAUGGUGCUGGUGGGCAACAAGUGCGACCUGGAGGCGGAGCGCGUGGUGGGCAAGCAGCAGGGGGCGAACCUCGCCAACAACCACUUCAACUGUGUCUUCAUGGAGACCUCCGCGAAGGCCAAAAUCAGUGUAAACGAAGUGUUCUACGACUUAGUGCGACAGAUCAACAAAAAGUCCCCCAAGGAGGAGAAGAAAAAAGGGGGCAACAGAAAGUUUCACAACUGUCAACUUCUGUAAGGGUCGUGGCGCUUCCGACGCAUUUAGGUAUUAUAAUAUUUUAUAAUUGAAAGACUUCUCGUACCCGGAUUUGGCUCUGAUAGUCCCAAAAGUAAACUCGGUGCACGAGCAUGGUCAGUUAAUACCUGCAUUUCACAAUGUGCAUUUCAUUUGUGAUCCCGUGCUGCGAGAGUGGAAAAUGCACAGACAUCAAAUACAAGUUACUCUAUAGUGAUUUUAACAAAAUCACACAAUAAUAAUUAUAAAUUAAACUACUCGUAAAGGCAUUGUCUAGUAUAGAAACUUACUAUUGUUUUUAUGUAAAGAGGGAAAUCCUACUUGUGUAUAAAGUAGUUAUCUCCUUGGAUUGCCUGUUUAUAUAUUUUGGAAACACGUUUUUAAGAUUCUGUGCGUGUUUCACUCUAGAAAUUUCCGUAUUUUAUGUCUGGUUUAAGAGACUAAUUGUGCUAAAAUUGAGCUGUGAAACCAAAGUAUUACAGUAUAUCUUGUCCUCUGCACCCCAUUAGCUCCGACUAGACUUCUCCUCCAGCCUUCUCGUAACGACCUUAUUAUACUGUGGUAUAAUGUAGUUUUACUUUGAUUUUAUUGUUCAAAUUUAGGAUAAUUAGCUCCUUAUUUAUGCUACAUUCAGAAGUUUAAAAGUACUAAGAGUUUGACUAUAAUAAUAAUUUAAAAUAUCUAAUGCUUUUGCCAUUAGAUGUUUUUUAUAGUAUAUAUUCAAAAUUUAAUCUCUUAACUGUUUUUACAAUUCUCUGUUAGACAGUGAUUAAGUAGUAAUAGGAGAAUUUGUUAAAACUAAUAAUCUAUGCAUUAAAGUGUAAAUAAUUAUAAAAAUUCCAAAUAUAGAAUAAAAACAAUUAGUGUUUUUACUUUUUUGUGGGCAUUGUAGGUAGAAUGACUUGGUAAUUUUGAUAUCGUAAUAAGGUUUGGUAGUAGAAUCCCCAAUGUUUAGAACAUUUUACAUAAAUAUUUAUAUGAAUUAUAUCAAUUUUAUAAUGUUAUUGUGAAAUCCAAAGUUAAAAAAAUUUGGUAAGCUUUUUCUUGGUUCAGCUUUAGAGGGACACUCCAUUUAAAUGACUCUAUGUAAACAAAGAAGUAAUGUACCUACUCAUAAAAAACAUACAUUACCUUUAUUGUUCUUUAUUCUACAAGACUAAUAAUUAUGUAUUCAAACAUUCCUUACAUAUUUAUCAUUAACAAUCAUCAUACUAACAGCAUAAUCUCCAUCAUCAUACUAAUAUGCCUUUAUCCUCUAAGAGUAAACAACUUUUUUUACUGAAUACUUAUGCAUAAUUUCCUAAUAUGUACUUGAUCACUGCUCUAACCUAUUUUGUCCACUCGUCAAGUGUGUACCGCACGGGAGUCGCCCGUAACUUAGUGCCAGCAGGCCUUAACCAGUGUAUAAUGUUUAAUAUUAAGGAUACAUUAAAUUUUUUCAGAUAUAUUAUUGUCUUGUUAUAUAAUAAAAAUGUAUGAGAUGGAAAGUUGCGCAACACUAGGUAUUGGUAACCUUCGUUAGUGAGCCUUAGAUGCACCCUGCCAAUGUAUUGUCCGGUGUCCGUAUGUUGUAUAUUAUGACGAUCGUCACUUCCUAAAUAAAUUAAAAAUAAAAAAAAAUUGUUACUCUAAUUGGAUAAAUUUUUAUUACUGGCUCAUUUAGUGUGACUUACCAACGUGUUGCUCCUAAAACUUUGUUGAAGUAAAUAUAAUAGAUGUUCAAAUAUUGUUAUGGAGUUAGAUGUUUCCUUGACUGUCAUUUCUGUUUAUAUGUAAGUUACAGCACAAGGAUAUUGGUAAUGACUUGAUCUGAGUUGAAUUAUAUUUUUAUAAAUAUCGUGCAAAAAGAACUUGUAUAUUUUUAUCUUUUCAAUUAAUAAUCGACAUGUACAAUUAAUUUUCUUUUUUUGCAAAUUUAUCAAUAAAACCAAUUUUAAACUUCA
Messenger RNA from Aricia agestis (brown argus), 2663 nucleotides. RefSeq names its product ras-related protein Rap1 (gene Rap1). The record is from RefSeq and is a predicted model, not a curated record. Gene Ontology annotation, cellular component: plasma membrane. The transcript has a single exon. Gene Ontology annotation, molecular function: GTPase activity; GTP binding; GDP binding. Lineage: Eukaryota; Metazoa; Arthropoda; Insecta; Lepidoptera; Lycaenidae. Gene Ontology annotation, biological process: Rap protein signal transduction; cellular response to cAMP; negative regulation of synaptic vesicle exocytosis. The coding region runs from base 157 to 723 and encodes 188 amino acids.